AUGGUCCUCCUCGUUACGACGGAUCGUAUCCUGAAUGCCUUCGAGGCGGUACCCGGCUCGUGCCGGCAGGAACUUGAUCUUCCUGCGACGCUGGAACUCCAUGGCCCGAUUGCGCACGAGCAGAUCCUCCGCCUGUCGAAGCACCUACAACACGAUGCCGAAUACAACGCGAUACAGGGUAUCGGUCGCAGCCCUACAAUACUAAGUGCUUUGCUACGCGGAACCAAAGUCUAUGUCCCGCCUCCGCCAAAGAAGCCAGAGCCUAGCCCCGAAUACCUUGCAUCCAAAGCUCGCCUCCUCGCCGCCGAAGAAAAAGCCGCCUACCAACGCCUCUUGCACCCAAGCUACGCCCCCAACCCGAACGACGCAGACCGACUCAUCGCGACCAGCGAUGCUCCCAUUGUUGAAGAAGACACGCUCACCCCGUCACUGGUGUUCAACAUCUUUAUCUCGGUGCUGGUCACCGGGUUCAGCACGUAUUGGGCACUGACGAGGUUUACAAUGCCGAAUGUGCUAGCGAGGAUCUUCUCUUCGUGGACGGGGCCGCGAACCGAUGUCUUUUCUGAAGAGCAGGCGACCGGUGGCGCGUCGGCGGCUGUCAGAGUCCUGUUGUCGCUAUUUGCUGCGUUGACGGUCGCUAUAGCGGAGUCGUUCUUGUAUGCGGCGUAUCUGGGGAAAAUUGAGAGGGCCCGUGUGCAAGAGAGGAAGGUCAAGGAGCGCAAGACUGUUGUUGGAGCUGUGCAGGAUAGUGGGCAAGUUGCGAGUGCAGAGCAAGAAGAGGUUGAGAUCUGGGGUAAGGGAGUGAACGGAGGCGUGAGGCGAAGGGUCAGAGAGAAGUGGGAAAGAGAGAAAGAGCAGUCGUGA
Messenger RNA from Penicillium cinerascens, 864 nucleotides. Its product is annotated as TMEM199/VMA12 family protein. Lineage: Eukaryota; Fungi; Ascomycota; Eurotiomycetes; Eurotiales; Aspergillaceae. Gene Ontology annotation, biological process: vacuolar proton-transporting V-type ATPase complex assembly. The coding region runs from base 1 to 864 and encodes 287 amino acids. Gene Ontology annotation, cellular component: endomembrane system. The transcript has 2 exons. The record is from RefSeq and is a predicted model, not a curated record.